Messenger RNA from Neocloeon triangulifer, 2280 nucleotides. It is a transcript of the gene Bulli, whose product is annotated as regulator of MON1-CCZ1 complex. Lineage: Eukaryota; Metazoa; Arthropoda; Insecta; Ephemeroptera; Baetidae. Gene Ontology annotation, molecular function: protein binding. Bases 137 to 2050 code for a protein of 637 amino acids. Gene Ontology annotation, cellular component: late endosome membrane; lysosomal membrane; Mon1-Ccz1 complex. The record is from RefSeq and is a predicted model, not a curated record. Gene Ontology annotation, biological process: regulation of autophagy. The transcript is spliced from 12 exons.
CACGCCCUUUAUUUUAACAAAACAAAAUUUCAGAAGAGAAACGACAUUUCAAUUAUUUAUUUUAUUCUAAGAAUUUGCCCUGAAUUAUUAAUUAAAUUAAUAUCCUAUCGACGGUCGAAGGUGACCGACCUCCGAUAUGUCCAGCAACGACUUUUGUCUGCAGCUGUCGGAUUUCCCCAUCAGAUUUGAAGCCGUGAGCCAUGUAACAAACGUCUUUUACGAUGACUCGAAUAAGCAGGUGUUUGCCGUCAGAUCUGGAGGAGUCACCGGCGUGGUUGUCAAAGGACCCACCGAAGAGUUGUCCACCAGUUUUCGAAUGGAAGACAAGGGGCCUGUCAUUUCCAUCAAGUUUUCUCCGGACCAAAAAGUUUUGGCCAUUCAGAGAUCAAAAACUUCUGUGGAAUUUCUGAAUUUUUUGAAUGGCAUCGACUGUCUCGAAUAUUCCCAAAGUUGCAAGGGCAAAAGCAACACCAUCAUUGGAUUCAUUUGGACCAGUCAGAAUGAAAUAGUUUUUGUCACUGAUAACGGAAUCGAAUUGUUUCAGGUGGUUCCGGAGAGACGAUCGUUGAAAGCUCUGAAAAAUCUUACCAUCAGUGUCAACUGGUUCGUCCACUGCCCCCAAAGCAAACUCUUGAUGCUCUCGACUGGUGCUUACGGCAACAGCAUUCAGCCUCUCCAGUUCAAGAAAGGCAACUUCUUGAAACUCAACAAGUUUGAUGUCGAAAUGCUGGCAGUGAUGAAAACGCCUCCCAAGUUGUGUCUUCUCGAGAGAGACGUCACCCUGGCCAUGGUCUACGGACAGGCGUGCGUCAUUGUUCUGCGACACCAACCUGCCAGGGUGGACAGAGGGCCUGGUGCCGAGGUGCUCAUUUACACAAUGGAAAAAAUGCUCACAGCAAAGAAGAGUCACAUUUUGAGGUUGGAGAAAACUGGACGAUUUGCUGUGAAUGUGGUUGAUAAUUUGAUCCUAGUCCAUCACCAAGCCUCAAAAACUUCGAUGAUUUUUGACGUGUCUCUCUCCGGUGACUCUGAUGGCUACAUUUCUUACCACCACCCUAUUGCAAUGCCUCUUCCCAUCAAACCUUUUAUUUUGAAAAUCCCAUCGGCCCAGAUGUCCAGUGAAUUGGCUGAAGUCAACUGCGAGCUUUAUUCGCCAAACUGGGUGGUUUUCCAGCCCGACAUAGUGAUUGAUGCCAAAUUGGGCUGUUUGUGGCACGUCGAGCUGUGUCUCUCCAACUUGGCGCUCAUGAUCUCGGACAAGUGCAGACUUGUCGACUGUUUGGUGCAGAGGAAGGCCGGAAAGUUGGUGCUGCUGAACGUUCUGAGGCGACUGCUUGAUCCUGCUGCCGGAAACAAUUUAGGGGUGAUUGCAGAUGUCUUCGAUCACCUUAAUGACGUCUACCGGAAUUUCCUUGAAGUGGAAAUGCAAAGUCAAAUGGCAACUCCAGCUUCAUCAUCCCCGUUCUCGAAGCCUUCGUCCGGUCCAAUAGCCACAACUCCAAAGGCUGCAGUGGUUAUUGAUCAAUCCGACAUGUAUACAAGUGUGUUUGUCCCCCUUUCUGAAAAAGCUGACGGCCCGUCUGGGAAAUUGGUGGUCGCCGUCAUGAUCGAGUACGUCCGGUCCCUCGGGGACAGCAGAAUUCCAGUGCAGCACUACCUGUACGAACUGCUCAUCAACACCAUGGUGCACCGCAAGGCCUUCUUCCAACUGCACCAACUUCUGCAGUACCACGUCGUCACAGACUCAAAACCUCUGGCGUGCCUCCUCCUGUCCCUGGAAAAUCUUUAUCCUGCUGCCCACCAACUUGCCUUGGACAUGCUGAAAAGACUGGGAACUGCAAACGAAGAAAUUGUCGAAGUCCUUCUUUCCAAAAAGCAAAUUCUCGGAGCUCUCAGGUAUAAACAUAAAAAGUGUGUGAUAUUGAUUUUGUUUCCAAAGGUUUAUCAGAGGAAACGGUACUGUCGAGCAGGCGUCUGCAAGGAAAUUCCUGGAGGCGGCCAAAAACACUGGAGACGACGAUGUUUUUUACGCUGUUUUCAAAUUUUUUGAGCAACGCAAUGAGCAGCUGCGGGGAAACCCCCAGUUCAACAAAGGAGAGCACUGUGACGUCUACGUCAAGUAUUACGAAGAGAAAUUCACCAGCAUGGGAGACAGAACCCCCACUGAAGCGCCACCCACGGAGCCUUCCAGCUUUUAUCAGCUUGUAAAAUAAAAAACCUAUGUCUCUAUCCCUCUUUUUACUUGUCUGUGAUAAAUAAACUUGCGCCAUACAAACACGA